AUGCAGUCUUUCAACACGUCACUCUCAACUCCAGACUUUUUCUUGAACGGUUUCAUUGGAUUGGAAGUUUAUUUUCUCUGGCUCUCGAUUGCUUACAUUGUUAUAUUUUCUUUUGCCUGUGCGGUAAAUAUUACUCUAAUUUGUGUUGUAAAACUUGAACAAAAUCUGCACACGCCGAUGUACAUUUUUCUUUGUGUUCUGGCGGUAAUUGACAUAGGUGGAUGCGUUUCCACAAUUCCGAAGAUAUUGCAGAUAACAAUAUUUAAUGAUCGAGCUAUUUCUUUUCAUGUUUGCUUUUUACAAAUGUUCUUUGUUCUCUUUCUGAGUGCGAUGGAAUCUGGUGUACUGGCCGUUAUGGCUUAUGAUCGUUAUGUUGCCAUCUGCAAUCCUUUACGUUACACAUCCAUCUUAACGCCUGCCACUAUUACUAAAAUCCUCCUAGUAGUUUUUCUGCGAUGCAUUGUUUUAACCGGCAUGUUUCCUGUGCUGGCGUCAAGGUUGCCUUAUUGCUUAUCCACUGAUGUCCCUCAAUGUUACUGCGAUCACAUUCCUGUAGCUAGGCUGUCUUGCGCCGAUAUAACACUGAAUAAUAUUUAUGGGCUGUGUGUUGCCUUCUUGGUUGUUGGUAUGGACCUCAUGUAUAUUUCAUUCACUUAUAUUAUGAUUAUCAGAGCAGUAUUGAAGUUGGCAUCCAAAACAGCACGUGUCAAAGCUUUUAGCACGUGUGGCCCUCAUUUUACUGUUAUAUUAUAUAUUUACACAAGUUCCCUGCUGACAUAUUUGAUUAACAGAUUUGGACAAAAUCAGUCUCAACAAUUAGUUGUUAUAACAACCACUUUAUAUCUCAUUCUUCCAUCUAUAUUAAAUCCAGUUAUUUACGCUGCAAGAAAUAAGGAAAUCCGUGAAGGAUUUAUAAAACUUUUUCUCAAGAAAACAACCCAUUCAAUAAAGUAA
Messenger RNA from Polypterus senegalus (gray bichir), 954 nucleotides. RefSeq names its product olfactory receptor 52E4-like. Bases 1 to 954 code for a protein of 317 amino acids. Gene Ontology annotation, cellular component: membrane. Lineage: Eukaryota; Metazoa; Chordata; Cladistia; Polypteriformes; Polypteridae. Gene Ontology annotation, biological process: G protein-coupled receptor signaling pathway. Gene Ontology annotation, molecular function: G protein-coupled receptor activity; olfactory receptor activity. The record is from RefSeq and is a predicted model, not a curated record. The transcript has a single exon.